Molecule: messenger RNA, 2691 nt
Organism: Archocentrus centrarchus (flier cichlid)
Lineage: Eukaryota; Metazoa; Chordata; Actinopteri; Cichliformes; Cichlidae
Product: neurofilament heavy polypeptide-like
Exons: 8
Coding region: 126-1994 (622 amino acids)
Molecular function (GO): protein binding
Source: RefSeq, a predicted model, not a curated record
AAUGGCAACAUGCGUGUUUCAGUAGUAGCAAUUCUGUGCAUCAUGUGGCUACUUUUAAUAUGAAAAUACUUCUCUCGUUAGUUUUGCGUUAGUUUUGGUUUGUCGCCUGUUUUCGUUUCGCGAAUAUGUCCGUGAACGCAUCAAAGCACGAGCUGAUCCAGCUGAUCUACCGACACUUGAAGGAGCAUGGUUAUCACUCAGCUGCAGAUGAGCUACAGAACCACAGCCCGCAGGAGGAGACAAAAGUAUCAGCGUCGUUACUUGACAUCUACACGUCAUGGUUGAAUAACUCUAAAAAGAAAGGGCAGCCUAACUCAGCAGAACAAGGAAGGACUCCAACUAAAGCCAAGUCUACACCAUCAAAAAAGAAAAAGGAAACACCUAAAAAAAAGCCAAAGGUUUCAAAAGAGUCUACUCCUGCAAAAGGAAAAAAAAAUAAAGGUAAAGCUACAGAAAAUGUCACCGGGAAGAAGAAAUCAAAGUCCCAAAGAACACACAAGGUUGUGACUCCUGGUGCUGACGAUUCAGACUCUGACAGCAGUCUGGAUGUAGACAAAUGGAAGAAACUGCUCCAGCAGAUGACAGAUGCCGACAUAGCCAAGAUGAAUGCCAUCAAUGCUCUGGACUCAUCUGCACCCCCGAAAAAGAGAGUCAGAAAGCCCCGGGCUAAGGCGCCGGCGAAAACUGGAACUCCAGUUAAACAGAGUGACGGGAUGGUGAAAAACGCUGAAGAGGGUGGCCAGAAACAUGACGUGACUGAAACACCAACAAAGAAGAGCUCGCCCAAGAAGAAUGUGACAAAAACUGCUACUCCUAUGACCACCUCGGGCACCCAGACUACAGUGCGAAGCCUCUCAACUCCAGAGGAAAAACCAGACACAUCCAUCCUCUUCCCUACAGAACAGCCACAGAUCAAAGAGGACAGGGAAACUGCAACUCCUAGUAAACAAACAACUGAUGAAAGAACACCUGAGCCCAAGAAGAAGAAGAAGAAGAAGAAAGAGAGGGAGAAAAAUGAAGACAAAGGGGAAAAGAAUGAGCUAGGUGAAGAUGGAAAAGAGAAACAUGGUGAAGAGAAGAAGAAGGCCAAAGUCACGGGCCGGGAGGAUGAAAAGAAACCUGCGAAGGAGAAUAAAAAGGCAAAAGGAACAGAGAGCGAUGCUGAAAGGACCAAGGAAGACACAAUCGAGACAAACACAAGCGGGUACGCUGAUGAUAAGAACCUUUCAGAGUCAACGGUACAAGAAAAGAAACACAAGAAGAAGAAAAGGGAGAAAACUGGUAGUGAGGGAAGUUUAGAGCAGAUGGAAAAUUCUGAGCAGGAAGUGAAAGAAAACAAAGAGAAAAAACAGGAAGAAAACAACCCAAAUUCAGAGCACAUAGCUGAAGGAACGAAAGCCAAAAAGAAGAAAAAGAGGAAAACUGAUAGUGAGGAAACUUCAUUGCACGCAGCUGAGGAGAGGAAAGUAAUAAAAAAGAAACUGAUAUUUGAAAGCGAAAGCAUUUCAGAGCAAAUAACUGAAGAGAUAGAAAAUAAUGCAGAGCAAAAAGCUGAAGAAAAUGAAGAGACGUCAGAGCACACAGCUGAGAAAAAGAAAGCAAAGAAGAGGAAAAGGGAGUCUCUUAACGGUGAGGAAAAUCCCGAGCAAGUACUAAAAGAGAAGAAAUCGAAGAAGAAAAGUGAGAAUGUUGAGGAAAGAAAGCAGCUGUUUGAGGAUGCGGUGGAUAAUAAGAUGGAGGAAACGCCAGCGUGGGUCAGUAGCGUAAAAAAGAAAAAGAAAAAUAAACCCGCUGACACAGAGCCACUUCCUCCCCCCGACCUGCAGGCAACAAGUCCUCCAGCAGAGAAGAAGAAAAAGAAACGCAAAUUGAAAUCAGCUGAUAUCCUAGGAACAUUUGUAGAUUUAGUCCAAGACGCCGCAGCGACAGAAACCACCACAACUGACUCCCACAAAAAGAAGAAGAAAUCAUCAAAGAAUCAUGAAGAUGUUUGACUCUUCAUCCCUGCAGAGGAUGAGGGCAGCACAUCGCAUCUGUCCCAUUUCCAAUAGUAUAGAGGUGGAUAGUUAUGACUUAAAACUGUAAAGAAAAUCUAACUUUUUAUCUUUUUGGUACAUUUCUUUCUGUUUUGGUUUUUUUUUUUUUUUUUUUUAAGAUUUUUACUUAAAGGUUUCUAUGGUAGCUGCCAUAAUGGCAGGAUUAUGACAGGGUUGUGAUGUGGAAAUGAACACCUGUUGUAAUAUUUCUGUCUCAUAGUGAAAUUCAGUCGGGGUUGAAUUGAGAAAUGUCUUCUCUUUUUUCUGUUUUUUCAAAUACACCUUCUGUUUCACUCUCAAGAAUUUCCCCCCGUGAUAAUCCUGAGCUGGGUUCUCUAAACCACAUUUCAGGUUUUUAUGCAGAUUUCAAAGGUAGAACGAAGUGAAACUUCAUGAUUCUGAUUUGGAGCUUUACUCCUGUCCGAGCAGUCUUUUGGUAUUUGGCACCAGACAAAGAUUUUCUGAAAAAAAAAAAAUCUUUUUUUAACCAGCUAUAUAUUUAUUCGGUGACAUGACAACUGUUUUAACUACUGUGGGAAGAAGGGCAAAGUGUGUGUAUGUGAUGAGCAUUAUUUUUAAACAGUUUUAAAUGUUUGAUACAUUUUUUCAUAUAUCAAUUUUCUAUUAUGCUUUUAAUACAAAUGAAGCACCAUCA